AUGUCCGGACCCGGUGACUUCGAUUAUAUUAUGAGCACGGAUGUCACAAUGAACCAGGGGGAUGUAUACCAUGAUUUUGGCACCCCAUACGCCGGUAUCAAGUUCGCGUGCCAGAACGCCACCACGAACACUCGGGGGUUGAUGAGGAUGUACCGGCAGAUCCCUAUCAUGGGAACGGCCUUUCGCCCCGCAAGGGUCCGGGCUCUGCAGGCCCGCCCGCAGCGCACUCACGAGGAAUCCCUGGCCUUGAGGAGCUUUAAAGAGUAG
Aspergillus heteromorphus CBS 117.55 is the source of this 267-nucleotide messenger RNA. RefSeq lists its product as uncharacterized. NCBI's taxonomy places the organism in Eukaryota, Fungi, Ascomycota, Eurotiomycetes, Eurotiales, Aspergillaceae. The record is from RefSeq and is a predicted model, not a curated record. The transcript has 2 exons. The coding region runs from base 1 to 267 and encodes 88 amino acids.